Molecule: messenger RNA, 1273 nt
Organism: Pyricularia oryzae 70-15
Lineage: Eukaryota; Fungi; Ascomycota; Sordariomycetes; Magnaporthales; Pyriculariaceae
Product: uracil phosphoribosyltransferase
Exons: 5
Coding region: 267-998 (243 amino acids)
Source: RefSeq, a predicted model, not a curated record
GAAAUGGAUCAAAGCCCAAGCCCAGCCCACUUCGUUGCUGAUAGCGCUGCGACUCGAAAGGUUGGUAUUAUUACUAGUGACUCUGUACAAUCGCAAGACUUGAUUCUCCCCGUUUUCGCGUUCGACUUUUGUUCUCUGUCUCCCUGCAAAUCUGCAAACAUCAAAAAUUAAGAACAUCCAUACAAGGUGUUUUCUAAAAUUUCACGUAACAACGGUGCCCAGACUCAAGCCUCAACACUCGCCGCCUCUUGCAGCAGCAUCCCAUCAUGCCGGCAGCUAAACCUCCAUCCCAAGGCGUCGGUCCUGUCUAUCAGGCCGAGCACCAGAAGCCAACGGCUACCGUGUCGACCGACGUCACGCGAUUCGCAAACGUCACGGUGCUGCCACAGACGCCUCAACUCAUCGCCCUGCUCACCAUCAUCCGCGAUAAGGCCACGGAGCGUGGUGACUUCAUUUUUUACUCAAAUCGCAUCAUCCGUCUGCUGGUCGAAGAGGGCUUGAACCACCUUCCGACGGUCGAGCACACCGUGACGACCCCUGUCGGCCGUCCCUAUGCCGGCCUCAUGUUUCAGGGCAAAAUCUGCGGUGUCUCUAUCAUGAGAGCCGGCGAGGCCAUGGAGCAGGGUCUCCGGGAUUGCUGCCGCUCAGUUCGCAUUGGCAAGAUCCUGAUCCAGCGUGACGAGGAGACUGCCACACCCAAGCUCUUUUACGACAAGCUGCCUGAAGAUAUUGCCAGCCGAUGGGUGCUUCUUCUCGACCCCAUGUUUGCUACGGGCGGCUCUGCAAUUAUGGCAGUGGAAGUCCUCAAGGGUCGCGGUGUUCCAGAGGAGAGGAUUCUGUUCCUCAACCUCAUCGCAAGCCCUGAGGGGAUCGAAAACUUCGCUACCAAGUUCCCCAAGCUGCGGGUAGUCACGGCCUUUGUCGACCAAGGACUGGAUGAAAAGAAUUAUAUCAUUCCUGGCCUUGGUGAUUUUGGUGAUCGAUUCUACACCAUGUGAGGAUCGAUGGAGCUCAUACGCACCUCACAACCUCACCAGGCAACCCUUCUCCUAAAAACAAACGGUGGGCACUUGAUGAAAUCAUAGAUAGCCUUGUUUCUCCUCCAAUCUGUGAGCUUCAUAUCCCAACUUAUUCGGCAAGCGUUGUCGCGGUAAAUUCGUCAGGUUUCUUGGGGCCCAUCAGCUUCGUAAAGAAAAAAAAAAAAACUUUGUUUCGUGGGUGUAUGCGCUCAGUCGUAGUCAUCGUCGGCCCCAACGCCAUGUCCCGCGUAUCU